AAGUAGAGAGGAGAGGAGAGCAUCAACGUUUUCUUGGAAGGGAAGAUAGGCAAGGCAUCGCAUCGCAUAUUUAUUUUCUUAUUUUUUUAGUUUUUUGGUUUAAUAACUUAUUAUAAAAUAAAAAUAACAACUCGGCGAGGCAAUGGCAUAAUCAUCUUCAUCAUCACCACCCCCACUUAUAUAUGUUGCAUAUGAUAUAACAGAAGAAGACAGUCAAUAGACGAAACACGAAUAUCAAAACCCUAAAAACACACUCUACCUGCGAUCCCAUCCGAACCCAUGGAUGAAGAAUAUGACGUCAUCGUCUUAGGCACGGGUCUCAAGGAGUGCAUCCUCAGCGGUCUUCUCUCCGUUGACGGCCUCAAGGUCCUCCACAUGGAUAGGAAUGAUUACUACGGAGGCGAAUCUACCUCUCUUAAUCUUAUUCAGCUGUGGAAGAGGUUCAGGGGCAAUGAUAAGCCACCGGCCCAUUUGGGUUCUAGUAGGGAUUACAAUGUAGACAUGAUCCCAAAGUUUAUGAUGGCAAAUGGAACUCUAGUUCGUGUCCUGAUUCAUACAGAUGUCACCAAGUACUUGUACUUUAAAGCAGUUGAUGGGAGCUUUGUUUAUAAUAAAGGAAAGAUUCACAAAGUUCCAGCAACAGACAUGGAGGCUUUGAAAUCUCCCCUUAUGGGUAUAUUUGAGAAACGCCGUGCUCGCAAGUUCUUCAUAUAUGUUCAAGACUAUGAUGAAAAGGACCCCAAGACGCAUGAUGGAAUGGACUUAACAAGAGUGACAACUAGAGAACUGAUAGCGAAAUAUGGUCUUGACGACAAUACAGUGGACUUUAUUGGUCAUGCAUUGGCUCUUCAAAGGGAUGACCGUUACCUAAAUGAACCUGCACUGGAUACAGUGAAAAGAAUGAAGCUUUAUGCUGAGUCUCUUGCACGUUUUCAAGGCGGAUCACCUUAUAUAUAUCCUUUAUAUGGACUUGGAGAGCUUCCUCAGGCAUUUGCACGACUUAGUGCAGUUUAUGGAGGGACAUAUAUGUUGAAUAAGCCCGAGUGCAAGGUUGAGUUCAAUGAGGAGGGUAAAGUUGUUGGGGUCACAUCUGAAGGUGAAACUGCUAAAUGCAAAAAGGUUGUGUGUGAUCCAUCAUAUUUGCAAAACAAGGUUAGAAAGGUUGGUAAGGUUGCCAGGGCAAUUGCCAUCAUGAGCCAUCCAAUACCAAACACCAAUGAUUCUCACUCGGUCCAGGUUAUCUUGCCACAGAAGCAGUUGGGUCGCCAAUCUGACAUGUAUCUUUUUUGUUGUUCUUACUCUCACAAUGUUGCUCCAAAAGGAAAAUUUAUUGCAUUUGUGUCAACUGACGCGGAGACAGAUAAUCCUGAGUCUGAGCUGAAACCUGGAAUUGAUCUUCUUGGGCCUGUGGACGAGAUAUUUUUCGAUAUUUAUGAUAGAUAUGAACCAGUCAAUGAACCCACACUGGACAAUUGCUUUAUAUCAACAAGUUAUGAUGCUACAACACAUUUUGAGUCGACUGUGGUGGAUGUACUCAACAUGUACACCCUCAUUACUGGGAAGGUUCUUGACCUGAGUGUGGACUUAAGUGCUGCUAGUGCUGCAGAAGAAUGAAGAAAAAACACACACAGACACAAACACAAACACUCCUCACAUCUCAUCUAUUCCCUUCUCUUCUCCUCUCCUUGGGGGUGGGUUUAGGGCUGGAAUGAGCUUUUUCUUUACAUAAAAAUUCAAGAAUUAUUAUGGCAUCCUUUUGCAGAAGGAGUGGAACUGGAUUUUAAUUUAUUUAUUUUCUGUGUUUUAUUGUCAUGUUAUGAAAAUUUAAAAUGGUGAUGUAGAUUUCAGACAUCAAAAUUUGGCUAUAUAUUUGUGGCGACUCGUUAGUACUAUUCCA
Messenger RNA from Cannabis sativa, 1897 nucleotides. RefSeq names its product guanosine nucleotide diphosphate dissociation inhibitor 1. The record is from RefSeq and is a predicted model, not a curated record. Gene Ontology annotation, molecular function: Rab GDP-dissociation inhibitor activity. The transcript has 12 exons. The coding region runs from base 280 to 1614 and encodes 444 amino acids. Gene Ontology annotation, biological process: small GTPase-mediated signal transduction; protein transport; vesicle-mediated transport. Lineage: Eukaryota; Viridiplantae; Streptophyta; Magnoliopsida; Rosales; Cannabaceae. Gene Ontology annotation, cellular component: cytoplasm.